This is a messenger RNA of Ochotona princeps (American pika), 2403 nucleotides long. Its product is annotated as vomeronasal type-2 receptor 116-like. Bases 1 to 2403 code for a protein of 800 amino acids. Gene Ontology annotation, biological process: G protein-coupled receptor signaling pathway. The record is from RefSeq and is a predicted model, not a curated record. Gene Ontology annotation, molecular function: G protein-coupled receptor activity. Lineage: Eukaryota; Metazoa; Chordata; Mammalia; Lagomorpha; Ochotonidae. The transcript has 7 exons. Gene Ontology annotation, cellular component: membrane.
AUGUCUGAAUUUGAUGGAUAUUCAGAUUACAGGCAAAAUGUAGAAACAACAUGGCUGUGUGGAUGCACUGAAUUCCCUGUUCUGAUCCACUUCUGUGUUUCUGCCCCUCUGCUUAGGUGGCUGUGGAAGAACUACCAAUAUGUGCUGGCCUUUUACUUUGCCAUCCAGGAGAUCAACAAGGACCACCACCUGCUCCCAAACAAGUCCUUGGGUUUCCAGUUGUACAAUGCCUUGGCCAGUAACAGCCUCACACUGUUGAAUGCCCUGUACUGGCUGGCAGGGGACCAUAGCUUGACUCCCAACUACAGCUGCCAGACACGGAGUAAGUCAGUGGUUGCCCUUGCUGGAAUAAGCCCAGUGUUCUCUGCUGAAAUGGGGACCAUUUUGGAGCUCUACAAAAUCCCACAGGUAAUGCUGGCUUUCUUUCAGCUCACUUAUGGCCCAUUUGAUUCCACAUUGAAUGAUAAGAAGCAGUUCCCCUCACUCUAUCAGAUGGCCACCAGCGACAGCUCUCUGGUCCACGCCAUGAUCUCCCUGCUGCUGCAUUUUGGCUGGACAUGGGUGGGACUCUUGGUGUCUGAUGACGUGAAAGGCGAGCAGUUCAAUCAGGCCAUCCGAGCUGAGAUGGUAAAGAGUGGCGUCUGCUUGGCCUUUACCUUCAAGCUCCAUGAGACAAGGACUGUGUAUGAAACCAUUGGCAUCGCUUCCCUAUAUGAUGUUAGCAUUUCCUCUGCAAAUGUGUAUAUCCUGUACAGUAACAUCAGGAGCAUCUUUACCAAUGAACACCUAGGGGUAUACUAUCUAACCCUGGGGAAGGUGUGGCUCAUGACAGCCAAGUGGGACAUUGUUGUGGAUGAGACACAGCACAUGUUGCACUCUUUCCAUGGGGGCUUUUCCUUCUCACCCCACAAGGGCAAAAUCCCAGGACUCAACACUUUUCUCAAGACAGUGAACCCCUCACGCUAUCCAGAAGACUUCCACUUCAGACACAUUGACAUGCUGACUAUGUCUGACUCCAGCUAUUUAGUGUACAAUGCUGUGUAUGCAGUGGCCCACGCCCUGCAUCGGGUGUUUCUGGAGACAAUAGAAAUGGGAUUCCUAGAAGACGCAGCUCAGCCUCUGAUUCUUCCCUGGCAGCUACAUCCACUUCUGAGGACAACACAGUUCACCAACAAUGCUGGGGAUCAUGUGUCCCUCCACAAAGCAACACCUCGUCAGGCACACUACGAUAUUCACAACAUUGUCAACUUUCCUGCAGGCCUCCAAAUAAUGGUUAACAUUGGAAAGUUUUCCUCUGGGAGUGGACGUGACCAAGGCCUAGUCAUCAAGGAAGACAUGAUAGAAUGGCCUGUUGCAUUCAAGGAGACUCCAACAUCUGUGUGUAGCCAGAGCUGUGGGCCAGGAUUCAGGAAAAUGCCAGAGGAAGGAAGAGCUGUCUGCUGUUACAGUUGUGUUUCCUGUGCAGAGGGGGAAAUUUCCAAUCAGACAGAUGCAGAGCAGUGCAUCCAGUGCCCAGAGCAGGAGUACCCAAACACGGAGAGAACUCACUGCCUCCCCAAGCUGGUGACUUUCUUGGCAUUUGAGGAUUUCCUGGGGAUGGCCCUGGCCUGCAUGGCUCUGGUCCUCACUCUCCUCACUGUUAUGGUGUUGGGGAUCUUUGUGAGGUACCAAGACACACCCAUCGUCAAGGCCAAUAACCACACCCUCAGCUACAUGCUGCUCAUCUCACUCCUCCUCUGCUUCCUCUGCUCCUUCCUCUUCAUUGGCCGUCCCAACACAGCCACCUGCCUCCUAAGACAAAUCACAUUUGCCCUCGUGUUCACACUGGCUGUUUCUGCUGUGUUAGCCAAAACCAUCACUGUGGUUCUGGCCUUCAAGGCCAUGAAACCUGGAAGGACCAUGAGGCGAUUGCUGGUGUCAGGAGCCCCAAACGCUGUCAUUCCCAUCUGCUUCCUCAUUCAGCUGACUCUCUGUGGCUUCUGGCUGGCAACAUCUCCUCCCUUUGUGGACACAGAUGCACACUCUGAGCAUGGACACAUCAUCCUCUUGUGCAACGAGGGCUCCAUCACUGCCUUCUACAGUGUGCUGGGCUUCCUGGGCUCGUUGGCCCUGGGCACCUUCACUGUGGCUUUCCUAGCCAGGAAGCUGCCUGACGCGUUCAAUGAGGCCAAGUUCCUGACGUUCAGCAUGCUGGUGUUCUGCAGUGUGUGGGUGACCUUCCUGCCUGUGUACCACAGCACCAAGGGGAAGGUCAUGGUGGCCGUGGAGGUCUUCUCCAUCUUGGCCUCUGGUGUGGGUCUGCUCUGCUGCAUCUUUGUCCCCAAAUGCUACAUUAUUCUCAUAAAGCCUGAAAAGAAUUCUUUGAAAAGCUUAAAGAAAAAAGUUGGUCCUAAGCGUGUCUAG